AUGGCUUCUACGGGAAGCGGCCUGCGUAUCCAGGGGGAUGACAACCUCCAGUCCAUGAUCGUUGGCACGGUGAUGAGGAAGAUUAAGUCUCGCACCUGGAAGAAGCAGCGCUACUUCAAGCUGCAGGAGGACUGCAUGACCAUCUGGUACAAGUCCAAGAAGGCUGGGAACGCCCACUCCACAUUCUCUGUGAGUGACGUGGAGACGGUGCGUGAGGGCCACCAGUCAGAGGUUCUGCUAAGCAUCGCAGACGAGUUUCCCCCGGACCGCUGCUUCACCCUGGUGUUCCGUGGUCGCCGUGGCAACCUGGACCUGGUGGCAGACUCGGCGGAUGAGGCCCAGUCCUGGAUCAAAGGCAUGAGGAAGCUGAUCGAGAACCUGGAGAACAUGGGCGAGAGUGAAAAGCUUGACCAGUGGAUCUGUGAAUGGUUUAAGAAGGCUGAUAAGAACAACGACGGCAGAAUGAACUUCCGGGAGAUCAGGGUCCUGCUGAAGAUGAUGAACGUGGACAUGAACGAACAUCACGCUCACCGACUCUUCAUGAUGGCAGACAAGUCUCAGACGGGGACUCUGGAGGAUGAUGAGUUUGUCCUGUUCUACAAGAUGCUGACCCAGAGAGAGGACGUUCUCAGGGUGUUCCAGGACUACUCUGGCGAUGGACAGAAGCUGUCUCUGCGGGACCUGGAGGAGUUCCUGAGAGAUGAACAACUAGAGGAGGUAGACGGGGUUCAGCAGCUGGCCAUGGAGCUCAUCGAGCGCUACGAACCCUCCGACACAGCCAAGAUGCUGAAGGCCAUGUCUAUCGAUGGUUUCCUGAUGUACCUGGCGUCGGCUGAGGGCUCCAUCUUCCACCCCAAACAGCAGAGCCUGUACCAGGACAUGACCCAGCCCCUCAACCACUACUUCAUCUCCUCCUCACACAACACAUACCUGAUGGAGGACCAGCUUCGAGGACACAGCAGUGUCGAGGGAUACAUACGGGCUUUGAAGCGAGGCUGUCGGUGUGUAGAAGUAGACUGUUGGGACGGUCCCAAUGGAGAGCCUAUCGUCUACCACGGACACACUUUCACCUCCAAGAUCCUCUUCAAAGAUGUUGUGAACGCACUGGGAAACUAUGCCUUCAAGGUGUCAGAGUACCCGGUCAUCCUGUCCACCGAGAACCACUGCGGUGUUGAGCAGCAGCGAGUCAUGGCCCAACACCUCAACACCAUCCUUGGCGACAAGCUGCUGAAAAGCACCCUGGAUGGAAAGAUACCCGUCAGCUUUCCUUCUCCUGAGGAGUUGAAGGGGAAGAUUCUUCUAAAGGGAAAGAAGAUCGGAGGUCUGGAGGAGAGUCUGAACGGGCUGGUGGAGCUGGAGGACUCCCUGACAGGAGAGGUGAGCGACGAGGACGAGGCGGCUGACAUCGAUGAGGACAACCUCCACAGCAACAGCCUCCGACGCACGGCCAAAAAAUCGAAGCAGCGUCUGUCAAAGGAGCUGUCAGACUGCGUGGUUUACUGCAAGAGUGUCCACUUCAGCAGCUUCAAGCACUCCCGCAUCCACUCCAAGUUCUACGAGAUCUCCUCCUUCACAGAGUCCAAAGCCCGCAAACACUUGAGAGAGGCAGGGGAAGAGUUUGUGCAUCACAAUGCCAGGCAGCUGACCAGGGUUUAUCCCAGUGGCCUCAGAACAGACUCCUCCAACUUCAACCCACAGGAGAUGUGGAACACAGGGACUCAAAUAGUUGCGUUGAAUUUCCAGACGGCAGGGGUUGAGAUGGACCUCAACGAUGGACUGUUCAGUCAAAAUGGCCGCUGUGGCUACGUCCUCAAACCUGACUUCAUGAGGAUGUCAGAGAUGAGGUUCGAUCCUGAGGUUCCACAGAACCGGGACGGCUACCAACCACUCAGUCUCUGCAUUCAGGUGAUCAGUGGACAGCAGCUUCCCAAAGUGAACAUCAAGGAGAGCUCUGUUGUGGACCCGUUUGUGAGAGUGGAGAUUCAUGGAGUUCCUCUAGACCAGGCCAAGCAAGAGACCAGAUACAUAGACAACAAUGGGUUCAAUCCGGUGUGGUAUGACACUUUGCGGUUCAACAUCCAUGCGCCUGAACUGGCCCUGGUACGCUUUGUGGUGGAGGACUACGACAAGGCGUCAAGGAAUGAUUUUGUCGGACAGUAUACCUUGCCUUUCUCAUGUAUUCAGCAAGGAUACCGUCACAUCCACCUCCUGUCUAAGGAUGGCACCAGUAUUCCUCCCGCCUCCUUAUUUGUACAUGUUAGAAUCACUAACCUUGUAUGAGCUGAACAUUAGAGAUUCCAGUCGCUGCUUACCUCUCUGGCAUUUACAAGACUUGUAGAUGGAACAACUGGAAGGUGGAAGACACUGAAGGUGGAAGACGGGACUAAAAGAGAACAAACCAUCACUCAUAGUUUUACUAGACAGUUUUGACAUUCAAGAGCUAGUUUCACAAACUAUGCAACGAAUACUUCCUGUAACUACUUCCUCAAAAUAGUAUGUAAUGUUGUGCAUAUACUAAGCCAAAUGUUUUUUGUAGGUAUUAAUGUACUUUUAGAAAGUAUGAUUAUGAUUUGUGUGCUUUUCACUUGUGAUCUAGAUUUCUAUAUUUAUAGUGUGUAUUCCCAAUUGGAUGUAUUACUGAAGAACUGGCUCUGGGAUGAUUCUGCUUUUCCAACUCUUUCAUCAAAUGCUAGUCAACUACACAACUGUACUUGAGAUUAUUUUUUGUUUUGUUGCAAUGAUAUGUAGUGGAUAAAUGUGCCACCACUGGUCAAGAGUAAUAACACAUUUCAACAUAAUUUCAGUCAGUCUUCUUAUACCACACCACAGUAUUUUAUAUGAACCAAGCUCCUCAAGAACGUAACAUUGGUGAGGCUGUUUGGUUAGAGUUGCUUAGCCUGAUGUAGCCUAGGCUUAC
This is a messenger RNA of Coregonus clupeaformis (lake whitefish), 2917 nucleotides long. It is a transcript of the gene plcd4a, whose product is annotated as phospholipase C, delta 4a. The transcript has 15 exons. The record is from RefSeq and is a predicted model, not a curated record. Bases 1 to 2280 code for a protein of 759 amino acids. Lineage: Eukaryota; Metazoa; Chordata; Actinopteri; Salmoniformes; Salmonidae. Gene Ontology annotation, biological process: intracellular signal transduction; lipid metabolic process. Gene Ontology annotation, molecular function: calcium ion binding; phosphatidylinositol-4,5-bisphosphate phospholipase C activity.